AGCUACACGGUUGUUACUUGUUUUUGAACACUCUAUAUUUUCUAUUUUUGAUUCUAAAAUUCCAGACAAGGAAUCUUCCCAACCAUUUUCCUUUUCUUGCAUGUGCUCUAUAAUUAACUAGUCCAAACCGAGUCUCCAAAAAGCAGGUUAUUGGAAGAAUUUGCUAUAUAUCUCCUUACAACCACACUGCGUUGUACUACUCAUCUCCUUAGGGUUCUCAAGGCUAGCUACUUCACGGUUUUUGGGUCCCUUUAGUAGAAUUUUCCAUGUUUCGCGCAAACCCUAGUUUUUAAUUUCUUUAGAUUUUUGUUCUUAAGUUAAUUACUUUGGGAUUUGAAAAGUUUAGGGCACGUUUGAUAACCAUUUCAAUUUUCAGGUUUUCGGACUUUAAGAGUUUAGCGUGCGUCUAUAUAGAAAUGGAUAAGUUGUAUGGUAUGACUUGUGAGAAUAAUGAAGAAGUGGUUGUAAGAGCAAAUAAGAGAGGGUAUGUUGCAGCUGAAGACAAAAAGCUGGAGCUGAGGCUGGGUCCUCCUGGAGGAGAAGAUCAUCAGUCACUUCUUUCCCUUGGUUGCUGCAACAACAAGAACAAUAUUUCUCAUGAAGCCAAAAGAGUCUGUCAUGAAGAGAAAAAAGAAGAGAGAAAGUGGUUGGCAAAAAGCUCAUCAGAUCCUCCAGCAAGUGCUUUUGAACUUACAAAUUCAACAGCAGCUCGUGACUCUGAUCAGAAAAGUAAAUGCAGAAUUGCACAAGCUCCAGUUGUCGGAUGGCCUCCGAUCCGUUCAUCCAGGAAAAAUCUUGCAAUCAGAUCAUCACCAUCAAGCUUUGCAAAGCCAGCAGCUGAUUCGGAGUCACCAAAUGAAACUUUGAAGGAGGGAAAUGGAAAAUCUGAUAGUACUACUUAUUCCAAGGACCACAUGUUUGUAAAGAUCAACAUGGAAGGAGUUCCCAUUGGAAGAAAAAUUAACCUCAAAGCCUAUGAUAGUUAUGAGAAACUCUCUUUUGCCAUAGAUGAACUCUUCCAAGCUCAAAGAACUUGUUGUGGUGUGGAGAAAGAAGACAAGAAGGGAGAGACCAAAUCAAUAACUGAAUCAUUACAUGGCAAUGGGAAAUAUACUCUGCUUUAUGAGGAUAAUGAAGGAGACAGGAUGCUUGUUGGUGAUGUCCCAUGGAACAUGUUUGUAUCGACGGCAAAGAGGCUUCAGGUAUUGAAGAGCUCACAGCUUUCCACUCUACAGCUUAGUAGCAGUCAGCGUGAAAAGACACCACUUGAUUCUACAAUGGAAGUUGGAAUUGGAAGAUGAGGCAAUAAUAAGUGGAGGAAUUCCCAUACAUGCGAUGACAUGAAGCUCUACAUUAUUUAGGGGUUUCCAUCAAGUUUUCUUUUCUUUUUUUCCUCUCUUUAAUGGCCUAAUUAAACCUUGUAUAUUAAGGGUGUUAAAGAUCACUUUCAUUUUCUGUUUUCUGUAUCUCCUUUUCUUGUUGAAAUGUUCAGGUUUACACCCUUUUGGGGCUUUUGUAAAAAGAAUUGUUCCUAAGUCAUAAUACGUUUGUCACUUAAUACUACGGUCUAGUGUUAUUUCACUUCA
Messenger RNA from Pyrus x bretschneideri (Chinese white pear), 1586 nucleotides. RefSeq names its product auxin-responsive protein IAA26-like. Gene Ontology annotation, cellular component: nucleus. The record is from RefSeq and is a predicted model, not a curated record. The transcript is spliced from 5 exons. Gene Ontology annotation, molecular function: protein binding. Gene Ontology annotation, biological process: regulation of DNA-templated transcription. Lineage: Eukaryota; Viridiplantae; Streptophyta; Magnoliopsida; Rosales; Rosaceae. The coding region runs from base 417 to 1301 and encodes 294 amino acids.